Molecule: messenger RNA, 783 nt
Organism: Centruroides sculpturatus (bark scorpion)
Lineage: Eukaryota; Metazoa; Arthropoda; Arachnida; Scorpiones; Buthidae
Exons: 1
Coding region: 1-783 (260 amino acids)
Molecular function (GO): catalytic activity; protein binding
Source: RefSeq, a predicted model, not a curated record
AUGCAGCGUAGCAAGUUAAUUCCCGAUGAAUUAGGAUUGUGUAUAAAUAAAUUUAAUUAUGAUGUUUUGAUCGUACAAGAGCCAUAUGCUUAUAAGAAUAGAAUGAGGGGGUUUGGAGCUAAGAUUAAAGUGGUUCAGUGUUUGGAUCAAACACCUUGGGCUGCUUUAAUUGUUUGUCAGGAGCGUUGGUCAGUUAUGCAAUUAAGUCAGUUUACUUCGGGCACUUGUGCUGCGGCACAAUUUGCCAGGGAAGGUUUGGCUAUUUAUGUAGCAAGUUUCUAUUUUCCCCCGAACGAUGAUAUUCGAGUUUCAAUCUUAGAGAUGGAGAGGGUAUUACAAGCUCUACAGGAUCAGUUGGUUAUAGUUGGUGUGGAUAGUAAUGCUAAAAAUCCAAUAUGGGGUAGUGAUAGGAUUGAUGAUAGAGGGGAGUUAUUGUUAGGUCUUUUUAGUCAGUGGGGUUAUACUGUGCUUAAUCGUCAAUCUGAAAUUCCUACUUUUAGGUCCACGAGGGGUUCGUCCUUUGUGGAUGUUGCGGCUUACUCCGCUGGUUUAUGUAAUUAUAUGAGGGAUUGUGUGGUUACACAUGACUUUACGUCGUCUGAUCAUGCUUUGAUAAAUUAUGAGGUUCAGUUUGGUCAUGUAAUGCAGAUUGGGGAUGACGGUGGUUAUUCUGGGGUGAUUGUUGACUGGCGUAGAUUUAUUGGUAUUAUCAGAUCCCAUUUACAAGUUAAUAAGGUUCCAUUAGUAGAAUCAAUAUUGAUGUUAUUGAAUUAUGUAAUAUAG